UCAGAAAAUACUCCCUUAUCUUUUGCAUGUAAUUUAUUUUUGAGUUAGGUUCCUUGUCUUUUCGCUUUACCUUAUUGUUUGUCUUUUUAUAAUUAUUUGUUUCAUUGGGUUCCAUUCAGUUUCUUCUAUAGUUCUACUGUUUGCUUUUGAAUUCUUGAUGCUGUUGAUAGGUUUUUUUUGUUCGAGUUCCUCGUUUUGUUAAUGGUUGUUGGUGCUUGGCAGGCGACGAGUUUAAAAUUCUUUUGAAGGUUUAGAGGAAGGUGGAGAGGGUUCAUAGAACUCACAAUGGAGCAAUAUGAAAUUCUAGAGCAGAUAGGCAAAGGUUCCUUUGGUUCGGCUCUUCUUGUGAGGCAUAGACAUGAAAAGAAGAAGUAUGUCAUGAAAAAGACCCGUUUGGCUCGUCAGACUGAGAGAGCUCGCAGGUCUGCCCACCAGGAGAUGGAACUUAUUUCAAAAGUAAGAAAUCCAUUCAUUGUGGAGUACAAGGAUUCUUGGGUAGAAAAGGGAUGCUAUGUGUGCAUUAUCAUAGGGUACUGUGAAGGUGGAGACAUAGCAGAAGCUAUAAAAAAGGCUAAUGGUGUUCAUUUUCCUGAGGAGAAACUUUGCAAGUGGCUUGUUCAACUACUAAUGGCACUAGAUUACUUGCAUGCCAAACACAUACUUCAUCGUGAUGUUAAAUGUUCAAAUAUAUUUUUGACAAGAGAACAAGACACGCGCCUAGGUGAUUUUGGUCUUGCUAAAAUGUUGACUUCUGAUGACUUUGCUUCUUCUGUUGUGGGAACCCCCAGUUACAUGUGCCCUGAGCUUCUUGCUGAUAUACCUUAUGGUUCCAAGUCAGAUAUUUGGUCUUUGGGAUGCUGCAUGUAUGAAAUGGCUGCUUACAAACCAGCAUUUAAAGCUUUUGACAUGCAAGCACUAAUCAACAAAAUAAAUAAGUCUAUAGUGGCUCCUCUUCCUACUGUGUACUCUGGAGCACUCCGAGGGCUUAUUAAAAGCAUGCUGCGGAAGAAUCCAGAAUUUAGACCAAGUGCUGCAGAGUUGCUCAGUCAUCCACAUCUUCAACCUCAUGUUCUCAAGAUUCAACUAAAGUUGAAUGGCCCCAGGCGGAAUACUUUCCCUGUCCAUUGGUCUGAAUCCAACUUUAUAAAGAAAACUAGAUUCACAGAGCCAGAAGCUGUCUCCAUUUUUACUGACAGAGAGAAAAGGCGAUCAUUUAGCAAUGACCGGACAUUGAAUCCUAGUAUAUCUGAAACUGAGCAAGACUCCCCAGAUUCUUCACAUACAGCUGAACAAUUUGCAAGUUACUUGAACCAACAGUUCAAAGAAAUAUCUGUUAAUGUUGUCCAUGAAGAGAUUGAUAUUAACAAUGAAGUUGCUGCUAAAUUUUCAAUGGCUGCCAAAACUCCAAGAAUGACAUCUGCUAAAGUUUCUGCUACUCCAAAGAGACAAACAAUACCGUCAAAGAUACCCCAUACUGGUUUCAAACGUGAUUCGCUUCCAGUGUCAUGUACUCCAGCAAGCAAAUCUUCUCAACCUACACGCAGAGCAUCUCUUCCAUUCCCAACAAGAGCUUCAAGCUUAGCUACCCCUUAUAGGGCUAACAUCCGCCCUCUUCCUAGUGUGGAUUCUCCUGAUGUUUCUGUCAAUGCUCCAAGAAUUGACAAGAUUGCUGAAUUCCCAUUGGCUUCUUCUGACGAUCCUUUCAUUCCUAUCCGUGGAACGUCAUCGACUUCAGCACAAUCCUCUUCUUCAUCUCCAGACAUUGGAGACCGCUCAAUCACAAAAGACAAGUGCACUGUCCAGGUUUUGGACAGAGCUGUUACCAAGAUUCAUUUAACUGAUAGCAGCCAUGAAGUUGAAAAAACUGGCAGUGAAUGGUCAGAGCAUAAUCCAACAACUGCUGUUUCAAGCCGUUCCUCUCCAGAGUCACAACAGCGCAGGUUCGACACCUCGUCAUACCAACAGCGUGCAGAAGCAUUAGAAGGGUUGCUUGAGUUUAGUGCACGGCUCUUGCAACAGAAACGGUUCGAAGAACUUGCGGUGCUGUUGAAGCCGUUUGGACCAGAGAAGGUUUCUCCUCGAGAAACUGCCAUUUGGUUGGCAAAGAGCUUCAAGGAGACUGCAGUCUAGAGUACCUGAGUAUCGCAUGGUUAUUGCUGCUUGUCCAUAUUGACAUGUAACUUGAGAAAAUUAGGGCAUGUCUUCACACUCGAAGGCACUUAGAGAUGGUUUUAUGGAGCGGGAUUGAUCUCCAUUCUGUGAGGCUGUGUUUGAACUUUAAGUUAAUGAAAUGGAAAUUUUCUAGCAGCCA
Hevea brasiliensis (rubber tree) is the source of this 2311-nucleotide messenger RNA. Its product is annotated as serine/threonine-protein kinase Nek2. Gene Ontology annotation, biological process: protein phosphorylation. The record is from RefSeq and is a predicted model, not a curated record. The transcript is spliced from 14 exons. The coding region runs from base 286 to 2130 and encodes 614 amino acids. NCBI's taxonomy places the organism in Eukaryota, Viridiplantae, Streptophyta, Magnoliopsida, Malpighiales, Euphorbiaceae. Gene Ontology annotation, molecular function: ATP binding; protein kinase activity.